Molecule: messenger RNA, 204 nt
Organism: Talaromyces stipitatus ATCC 10500
Lineage: Eukaryota; Fungi; Ascomycota; Eurotiomycetes; Eurotiales; Trichocomaceae
Exons: 3
Coding region: 1-204 (67 amino acids)
Source: RefSeq, a predicted model, not a curated record
AUGCCACAUUUCGGCGUCCAAAACGUGGGGCAGAUUGUAGCAGCUGCGCUAAUAGAACCUGAGAAGUCCAAAAGCCAUGAGAUUGAGCUUGGAAACGAGAAUCUGAUACUGGAAGAUACGAGGCAAUUGCUGAGCAAAGCUUCUGGAGUUGACAUUAAGACGCGGGUUCUAAUCUCAAAGACGUCUGUCUCAGGAGCCAAAUAA